UUGUCAUUUGAAGGCAAGGCAAGAAAUGGAUCAAUGUAAUCUAAUUUGAUUGAAUUGUUCGUUUGCCAAGCAAAAGUCGAAGUUACCCAAAAAUGUUUGAUGGGGGAAUUACUGCUCAAGACUUUAAGUUUCCUAACAACAGAAUAUAAUAACAACACGACUUAUAUAUAUGUACAUAUAUAUAGACUAUUCAUAUGCAGAUGGCCAUUUGUUUGUUCCGUAGUCUCCCUCUACUCAAGGUACAUCUGGGUUAAUGGCGGGAAGUCAGGCAAAGCCUCCGCCUUAGUUAACAUGAUUCGUGCAUUCUCCUUGAGCGCCGCGGCAUCACUGCUCCAGAAGCAUCGUUUGCCCAGCGGUCGUGGCAUCGGGUAUUCAAGUGUCUAACGUAGUUUAUCGAGUUGUUGCGUACCAUGGCCGUUUGUAGAUCCACGAAUUCGCGCCAUGCGUUGACAAUGGGGUUGAAGUUCUCGAUUUUCAUUUUACGACUUUUAUUUUAACUUUCUUACCGACAGUAGCGCGAUAGCGACCGUGUCGUACGAAUCUUAUCAAUGUGACGAUGCGCACAAUUUUCAGGCGUAGCAUUCGGGUGCUAUUACCGUCCCCGGAAGCUUGUUUGACCGGAACAUCUCCACCGCCGACGUACGCGUCCGAAGAGGCCGACUCCAACAUCUCCCCUAUGACGUUGCGUUGACCACAACGACAGACGCGCAAUUCGGUCAAUCCAUCGCUGUGAAAUAUUGUCGACGAUUUCGAACGCCGCGACUCGAGACGCAGUCACACACCUCAAGCAGCACAGGAAACCGGGCGCGUCAUAGCCUGCCGCCAUCAUGGUUGCGCUGCCGCUAUUCAAGCUUGGAUCGCUGCUCUUGCGGCAUGUAUCCAAGUAUGGUGCUAAUCACAUAAAGGCGCAAGCUCACGACCACCCGCGAUUCCGCGCAUUCGCCGCCAGAUACGGCCAGGUUAUGCAUCAGAUCAACAUGCGCAUGUCAGUAGCUCUGUUGCGGGAUAUCGAAGCCGAAAAGCGCGCAAAAGAAAAGGCCGAAGCACCGACUGUGCUUACCGAGGAGCAGACAAAGGUCGAAGAGAAGAAGGAGAAGCUGGGUACGAAGCCACCGCCUCGGCGAACUUUCCAAAACAUAUGGUCACGCAAGUUCCGACCGCUGCCUGAGAAUAAGGCUGUAGACUUGUUUGCGGAUGUCAUAGGUGACACGUUCAUUCUCAGUGUUGCAAUUGCACUCAUCUUGUACGAAUACUGGCGCGGGAACCAGAAGCCAGACACCAACAAAGAGCGAAUCGACGCCCUGAAUAUUAGAGUUGACGAGCUGCAAAAGCGAGAAGACGAACUUGCGAAAGCGGAAGAGAAAUAUAGACUGCGCUUCGAUUCGUUAGAGCAGGCAUUGAGGACUCUACAAGACCCGAAGACCAAGAAGCCGCUUCUUCCCACAUUACAGGUCCAGGAGAGUGUAGACGAGCAAGCCACCACACCACAGCCUCCUGUAGAGACGACAGUAUCUUGAGAAGCGAAAAGACGGCGCUGGAUAUUCAACUAGGUGCUUUGAUACUGGGCGCCUCAAAGGCUUCCUUGUGGCGACUCAGAACAAUGGCUCCCCACUGUUCCUGGAGGAUGGCUGUGGCUCAGCUCAGCCCGUGAUUACUGGACCUCUGGUUCAUUGAAGCAUGCAAAUGCAGCGGUGAAUCUCCCCACUGUACAUAAAUUCAUUCCCCACUCAUAGUCGGAAGCGAAGCCAAGUAGACUUGGCCUCAGGUGGCGGCUGGCACUUGGCAGCUGGCAGGCAACUGGCGGGCAACUGGUGCAGUUGUGAGAGAUACCCAGGAACAGCUGCACGGACUUUUGACUGGUACAUAACUUAGACUUAGCAUCACCCAGCUCAUUCCAUACAUGAAAAAGCACUAAUCCUUUUAUCACAUC
Messenger RNA from [Torrubiella] hemipterigena, 1930 nucleotides. Lineage: Eukaryota; Fungi; Ascomycota; Sordariomycetes; Hypocreales; Clavicipitaceae. The record is from the annotation of a GenBank genome assembly.